CGCGAACACCGCUGGGCGGCGGUGUGAUUCCUCAAAGUCUGUGAAGCGCUCUGAGAUCAUCAGGCGAAGAAGAAAAUACAGAGAUCCACAACGUGAGAGCCAUGCCGAAAUCCAAGAGAGACAAAAAAGUCUCUUUAACCAAAACAACCAAGAAGGGGUUGGAAGCCAAACAAAAUCUGAUUGAAGAGCUGCGGAAAUGUGCAGACAUCUACAGAUAUGUGUUUGUGUUCUCAGUUGAAAACAUGAGAAACAACAAACUUAAAGACAUCAGGACGGCCUGGAAACACAGCCGGUUCUUCUUCGGUAAGAACAAAGUCAUGAUGAUUGCACUGGGUAGAAGACCGUCAGAUGAAUACAAAGACAAUCUGCAUAAAGUGAGCAAGUUUCUCAGAGGCGAAGUAGGUGUUUUGUUUACAAACAAAACCAAAGACGAGGUUCACGAAUAUUUUAGUAAUUUUAAGGAGGUGGAUUACGCUCGAGCCGGUAAUGUAGCGACCAUGGCCGUGACGCUGGAUGAGGGUCCGCUGGAGCAGUUUACACACUCAAUGGAGCCUCAGCUCAGACAACUGGGCCUUCCUACAGCUCUAAAGAAAGGUGUGGUGACGCUGAUAAAGGAUUUUGAAGUCUGUAAAGAGGGAGAUGCACUCACACCUGAACAGGCUCGAAUUCUGAAACUCUUUGGAAUCGAAAUGGCAGAAUUUAAAAUUUCAAUUAAGUGCAUGUGGAAUUCUGAAUCCGGGAACUUUGAAAAGCUGACGGAUGGUGACCGCAACGAGACCAAGGAGGAGGAAAUGGAUGAAGACUCAGAGGACGGAGAAGGAAGUGAUUAAAACCUGGACACAGGCAGUGGACAUUCAUUGUGUUGAUCCAGCAGAAAACCAUAAAAUGUUUUAAGCGUUCUUUCAUUGAGCUGAAUAUUACUAUCACUGUCAUCUGCACACUGUUUAGUUUCAAUUUACUACAAUUUUCUAUAAAAAUACAAAGUAUAGUAUAACUGAACACUGUUUAUUCUCAUUGUUAAAUGUUAUUUUAGCAAGUGUUUGGCAAGAAGACAGCAAAACAAUUAUUCAUCAAAAUGCCACAUUUAUUUGUAUUGCAUUCUCAUGUAAACAAGGAUAAAAAUCUAUUCUUUGUGUUCA
Messenger RNA from Puntigrus tetrazona (Sumatra barb), 1139 nucleotides. It is a transcript of the gene mrto4, whose product is annotated as MRT4 homolog, ribosome maturation factor. Lineage: Eukaryota; Metazoa; Chordata; Actinopteri; Cypriniformes; Cyprinidae. Gene Ontology annotation, biological process: ribosomal large subunit biogenesis; nuclear-transcribed mRNA catabolic process; ribosomal large subunit assembly. The record is from RefSeq and is a predicted model, not a curated record. Gene Ontology annotation, molecular function: RNA binding. Gene Ontology annotation, cellular component: preribosome, large subunit precursor; nucleolus. The coding region runs from base 102 to 830 and encodes 242 amino acids. The transcript is spliced from 8 exons.